Hippocampus comes (tiger tail seahorse) is the source of this 1765-nucleotide messenger RNA. Its product is annotated as tubulin beta chain-like. Gene Ontology annotation, cellular component: microtubule. NCBI's taxonomy places the organism in Eukaryota, Metazoa, Chordata, Actinopteri, Syngnathiformes, Syngnathidae. Bases 117 to 1454 code for a protein of 445 amino acids. The transcript is spliced from 5 exons. Gene Ontology annotation, molecular function: structural constituent of cytoskeleton; GTPase activity; GTP binding. The record is from RefSeq and is a predicted model, not a curated record. Gene Ontology annotation, biological process: microtubule-based process.
GGCUCAAGCUGAGAACUACUUCACAGUGCACCUGCCUUCAUCCGUCACACUCUGCACAGUGCACACACUCUGUACACAUUCAGCACUUAAGAGCAGCUCCUGGUAGACACAGCAAGAUGCGUGAAAUUGUUCACCUGCAAGCCGGGCAAUGUGGGAAUCAGAUUGGAGCAAAGUUUUGGGAGGUGAUCAGUGACGAGCAUGGCAUCGACCCAACUGGAUCCUACCAUGGAGACCAGGAACUCCAACUGGAUAGAAUCAAUGUCUACUACAACGAGGCGACAGGAGGAAAGUAUGUCCCAAGGGCGGUCUUGGUGGAUCUAGAGCCAGGCACUAUGGACUCUGUCCGAUCCGGCCCAUUUGGAAGAAUAUUUAGACCCGACAACUUUGUCUUUGGCCAGAGUGGAGCGGGAAAUAACUGGGCCAAGGGUCACUACACGGAGGGAGCCGAGUUGGUGGACUCAGUUCUGGAUGUGGUGAGGAAGGAAGCUGAGGGAUGCGACUGCCUACAGGGGUUCCAGCUUACACAUUCUUUGGGUGGCGGGACCGGUUCUGGGAUGGGAACCUUGCUCAUCAGCAAGAUCCGUGAGGAAUACCCGGACCGCAUCAUGAACACCUUUAGUGUGGUGCCCUCUCCGAAGGUGUCCGACACAGUAGUGGAGCCCUACAACGCCACUCUGUCCGUCCACCAGCUUGUCGAGAACACAGACGAGACCUACUGCAUUGAUAACGAAGCCUUGUAUGACAUCUGCUUCCGUACACUCAAGCUGACCACGCCCACUUACGGAGACCUCAACCACCUGGUUUCCGCCACCAUGAGUGGGGUGACAACCUGCUUGCGUUUUCCCGGGCAGCUGAACGCGGACCUCCGCAAACUGGCUGUCAACAUGGUCCCCUUCCCUCGUUUGCACUUCUUCAUGCCGGGCUUUGCCCCGCUCACGAGCAGGGGGAGCACCCAGUACAGAGCCCUCACCGUGCCUGAACUCACUCUGCAGAUGUUUGAUGCCAAAAAUAUGAUGGCUGCCUGUGACCCCCGCCACGGGCGCUACCUCACCGUGGCUGCCAUAUUUCGCGGCCGCAUGUCCAUGAAGGAAGUGGAUGAGCAAAUGCUGAAUGUGCAAAACAAGAACAGCAGCUACUUCGUCGAGUGGAUCCCCAACAAUGUCAAAACGGCCGUGUGUGACAUCCCGCCGCGCGGCCUCAAGAUGUCCGCCACGUUCAUCGGUAACAGCACCGCCAUCCAGGAGCUGUUCAAGCGCAUCUCUGAGCAGUUCACCGCCAUGUUUCGCCGCAAGGCUUUCCUCCAUUGGUACACGGGCGAGGGCAUGGAUGAGAUGGAGUUCACUGAGGCGGAGAGCAACAUGAACGAUUUGGUGUCCGAGUACCAGCAGUACCAGGACGCCAGCGCUGAGGAGGGGGGCUUUGAAGAGGAGGAGGAGUAUGAGGAGGAGGCCUAAGACCUCUUUUUGUUUAAUUCACUGCCUCCUAGCGGGUACUGUAACCUUUUCCCGGGUCUGUAUUGUCUGCACUAUCACUCCUGCCUCUUUUUCGUGCCUGCAGAUCUUUGCCAUCAUCCAGUCAAAGAUGGCUUCACUGGAUUCUCUUCCUUACCCCAGUGAACACAUGGAAAUCUGUCAUCCGUCCUCUCUUAAUGUUUUUUUUCUGUUCUUUACACAAUUCUACAUCUGGGUCAAAUGCAACACAUUGUAUUUGAAUUCAUUUGUUGAAUCUGGUAUUUGGCUUCAAUAAAUGUGUUGGUAAACAGCAA